Molecule: messenger RNA, 855 nt
Organism: Medicago truncatula (barrel medic)
Lineage: Eukaryota; Viridiplantae; Streptophyta; Magnoliopsida; Fabales; Fabaceae
Product: putative F-box/LRR-repeat protein 23
Exons: 2
Coding region: 4-723 (239 amino acids)
Molecular function (GO): protein binding
Source: RefSeq, a predicted model, not a curated record
UCCAUGGAGUUGUUACCACCACCACCAUCAUCUUCUGCUACUUCAUCAUCGAAUUCGAUGCCAAUACUCGAUUCGAGAGAACGAAACUGGCUGGAUCUUCCACGAGAUGCAGUCUUAUCCAUUUUCCAGAAGCUUCCCACCAUUGAUAUUCUUAUUCGCACUCCCAGGGUUUGCACUACGUGGCGCAAAAUCUCCAAAGACCCUUUCCUCUAUCGUACCAUCGACAUGUUUGAUCUUGGCUACAUCAGGUAUUUAGAGUGUUUAUGUCAUCGCGCCAUUGAUUACAGCUGCGGCCAAAUAAUCCAUAUCAACAUCAACUAUUUUUGUACCAAUGAUCUUCUCCGCCACAUCGCUGAUAAUGCAAGUCAUCUACGACGCCUUCAUCUUGCAUGUUGCUAUAGGGUAACAGAUGAAGUAUUGUGUGAAGUUGCUGAAAAAUUUUCUCACUUAGAGGAACUUGAUAUAUGUAUUAGCGGCUUAGCCAUUUGCCCUCUGAAAGCAAUUGGCCGAUGUUGCCCUCGAUUGAAAACCCUUGAAUUCAGAAUCAUAGAGCGGGGUAAUCCAAGUGACGAUGAUGAGGAGGCAUUUGAUAUUGAGCUAAACAUGCAUGGGUUCCGUCGUCUCCAGCUUUUCAGAGACGAGAUAACUAAUAAAGGUUUGCUGGCUAUUCUUGAUGGUUGUCCUCACCUUGAAUAUCUUUAUAUGCGUCAAGGAUUUUGGUAGUGAUGUAAAUAACAUAUCAAGUAUUUAAGUUUUCUAUAUGAUGCCACUAUAGAUUUUUUGUCUGAAGAUGAUUAUGUCUGUUAUAAAUUCUCAGAUGAAAGUUCAUAUGAUGAUAACUAUUAUUGACUUUUG